Phyllopteryx taeniolatus (common seadragon) is the source of this 3256-nucleotide messenger RNA. Its product is annotated as protein SOGA3-like. The coding region runs from base 549 to 2474 and encodes 641 amino acids. The transcript is spliced from 9 exons. Gene Ontology annotation, biological process: regulation of autophagy. The record is from RefSeq and is a predicted model, not a curated record. NCBI's taxonomy places the organism in Eukaryota, Metazoa, Chordata, Actinopteri, Syngnathiformes, Syngnathidae.
GCUGCCAGCCAAGAAGUAGUGCCAAGUACCGGGCCGAGCUCCCGUGCACCCACACGGCACCAGGCCUCCGCUUUUUCGGGGAGCAGUCGCACCCACCGUGGGGCGGUGGGGGCCCGGGGUGGAGGAGAGGAAGCACCGCGGCUGAGGGACGGGACGGGAGGGAGAGGGAGCCCGAGAGCCUCGGCGCGGCUCACCCGGAUGGUGCUGAAGCUGCUCACUGGGGGGGAGGAAAAAAAGGAAGAAAAAAAGAACAAGGCGGAUGCUUCUGCUAUAAACUCGUAUAUUUACUCAUCUUGACGCCUUUUUCAAUGCGAAUCCCCCAUUUGGACCUUUUGCGUUUCCCAGUGGACGAGCGACCGGGAGAACUGCGCACAGAGGUCGGUGAGUGAAGCUUGCUAUCCGGGGAACACCGACGCCGGGUCGGGCCUCGUUAGGUUCGGCUUCACGGUGGAGCGAGUGGGGGGGGGGGGAUGUUGGCGGGAUAAGUUGAUCGAACACGCAGCAGCAGCAGAAGAAGAAGCAGCAGCAGCAGGGAAAAGCGAAACAAGAUGGAGGAGGCUGCUCUCGGAGCUUCACGGCCGGCUGCGCAGGCCACCGAGGACGGAUCCGUGACCCGGCAGGAUGAGGCCCUGCUGGAGGACGAGAUGGAGAGGCUUUUGGAGGAAAACGACUACCUGAAGUGCGAGAUCGAGGAGAUGAGGGCCGAGAUGGACGAAAUGCGCGACACGUUCUACGAGGAAGACACGUGUCAGCUGCAGGAGAUUAAGCGCGACCUGGAGCGAGCCAACAAAAACUGCCGGAUCCUGCAGUACCGCCUGCGCAAGGCCGAGAGGAAGCGGCUGCGCUUCGCCCACACGGGGGAGAUCGACGAGGAGCUGCUUAGGAGUCUGGAACAGGACCUCAAGGUGGCCAAAGAUGUGUCUGUGAGGCUGCACCACGAGCUGGAGAAGGUGGAGGAGACCCGCGCCAAGACGGAAGAUGAGAACGAGAAGCUGAGACAGAGCCUCAUCGAGGUGGAGGUGACCAAACAAGCCCUGCAAAACGAACGAGACAGAGCCAAAGAGAAGAAACGAGGAGGUAAAGACAUUCAGAAGACUGACAAGAAAGCAGCACCGACUCCCACAGAGGAGGACAACGAGGACCUUAAGUGCCAGUUGUCCUUGAUCCAGGAGGAGGCCAUACUCAUGAGGAGGAAGACGGCUACCAUCGACAAAGAGAAGGAUCGUCUGGAGCAAGAGCUGCAGAAGUACCGCUCCUUCUACGGCGAACUAGACAGCAGCCAUCCCAAAGGCGAGGCCGGGGGGCCGCCCUCCACCCGUGAGUCCGAGCUCAAGCUACGCCUUCGCCUGGUGGAGGAGGAGGCCAACAUCCUCGGGAGGAAAAUUGUCGAGUUGGAGGUGGAGAACCGAGGCCUGAGGGCCGAGCUGGAUGAUCUCCGCGGUGAGGGCGAAGGGGAGGGUGGCUCCGGGGCCGGCGCAAUGGGCGGCACGGGCCGAGGGCUCGGGGACGACCUGACUGAGCUCAGACAGCAGCUACAGCUGGUGGAAGACGAGGCCGAGCUUCUACGGAGGAACCUUGCCGAUGCCGAGGAACAGAACCAGAGGGUGACCAACGAGUUGAACAAGAUGCGAUUCAAAGCCGGCACCUACGAGGGCGGGGCCCGGCACGGAGGAGGCUCGGGGGGAGGCGGGGUGGACGGGGUGAAGGCCGAGGCUCUGCAGGAGGAACUGAAGGCAGCCAGGCUUCAAAUCAAUGACUUAAGUGGCAAGGUGAUGCAGUUGCAAUACGAGAACCGCGUCCUGCUGUCUAACAUGCAGCGCUACGACCUGGCCUCCCACCUGUCCCUGCGGCCCAGCCCGAGGGACAGUGACGCCGAGAGCGACAGCGGAGGCGGGACUAGCGGUCGCCGCGAAAGCGAUGAGGAUUCCACGUCGUCCCGCCUGCUCCCGCCUCACCGCAAACGCGAGGGCCCCGUCGGCGGCGAAAGCGAUCCGGACGAAGUCAGAAACAAUAACGGCAGCAGUCGUUGUCCGACGCCCACCAGGGGUCUGCUCACCCCGUCGGGAUCAGAGGGGGCCGCCUCCUCCCCGUUGGCUCGCUACCUGCCCGGCGGCCGCUGCAGCCUGCGCGACAGGCAGCAGAUGAUCGACAUCCGCGUGGAAGCGGAGAGGCUCGUCCAGACCAUCGACCGACUCAUCGCAGACACAGCGGUGAUCAUCUCAGAAGCGAGGGUCUACAUUUCCAUUGGCGAACUGGAGCAAGGCGGUGAGGACGACGGGAGCCGGAUCAGGGAGCACGAGCUGCUGUAUCGUAUCAACGCCCAAAUGAAAGCCUUCAGGAAGGAACUACAGGCCUUCAUAGACAGACUGGAAGUGCCCAGGCUGGAGGACAGGGAGACAGAGGAGCCGCUGUCGGUUACCAAAAAGCACAGGGGAAAGCUCAGCACUUCCCUGUCACGUUCCCGUUACCCUUAACAGCCGACGGAGUAAGUCCCAGGAGAAGCCAGAGUACAGAGGAGAAGAUGAGGUUCAAACCCGGAACCUUUGACUGUGAGACACAAGUGCUAACCAAUGCUUGUUUUGGAGAGAAGGGGUACGCCCUGGACUGGUUGACAGAAAGUCGCAAUAAAUUAAUGCCUAAUAAUUCUCAUUGCUUGAUGUUAGUACAAGGUUGGGCAAGGAAACCUAAAUGACCUUCAUGACCUGAUUUAACCUUGCAUGGAAAUGCAUUUUGGAUUCAGAAGAGAUUAGGUCAGGACAGCCGUCAGCUCUUUGCUGUUCGACAAUAUGUUAUGGCCCAAACCCACAACAUCACCCCGCUGUCAUCGCUUGAAGAUAAAGCAGGGACAGUUUGUUUUUGUACCUGCCUUUAACUCCUUCAGGGCCAAUGUUCUCAUUUAUGAGGGAACCGCGACAGGUGGAGGCUUGCAAACGAGAAAAUUCUGACGCCCACAACGUUUUCCAACAGCGGGGCCCGGCAAUUAGAGGACGGGAAUUAGCAAAUGAGUGGUGAGCGGAUAAGGCAGAUGAACAGUAGCAACUGUCUGGCACGGCUUCGAGUUACAGCACGAGUUGCGCUGACAUUCCACGCGUUUCUCUCUCGUUAAACAUCCUGGAAGUCAGAAGCCAUUCUUGGAAUAUUUGCUCACUUGACUCAAUAAUAAUAAAGUUAUGAGCAUGCUCAUGGAACAAAAUAAACUUGUAUCUUAAAGGCAUAACCAAGAAAAUAAAGUCCACGCCAGUGUCUUUUUCCUGGA